Molecule: messenger RNA, 423 nt
Organism: Eruca vesicaria subsp. sativa (arugula)
Lineage: Eukaryota; Viridiplantae; Streptophyta; Magnoliopsida; Brassicales; Brassicaceae
Source: the annotation of a GenBank genome assembly
AUGUCUUACGUUGAGGUUUUUGAAAGAAUGGACAAGAACAAAGAUGGUAAAAUUUCACGGGAAGAGUUCGAUCAAGUGUUCCGUGCUUUCUCUCCUUCGAUGACGUCUGAAGAAAUUGAUGAGAUAUUCAAAGAGCUUAACGUUGAUGGUGACGGUCAAAUAGACAUCAUAGAGUUUGCUAAGUGCUAUGUGGUUGACACCGAUGAAGAGAAGGAAGCUCUACUAAAAAAAGCCUUUGAUCUAUAUGAUAUUAAUGGUGAUGGAAAGAUUUCAGCAGAUGAGCUUCAUGUCAUGUUGAAGCGUCUUGGAGAAAAUAAGUCAAUGGAGGAAUGUGUUGCCAUGGUUAGUGCCGUUGAUGCAGACAAAGAUUGUUUUGUUAGCUAUGAAGAAUUCAAGACUAUGAUGAAUUCUAACACCAAGUGA